Siniperca chuatsi (mandarin fish) is the source of this 1924-nucleotide messenger RNA. RefSeq names its product rho guanine nucleotide exchange factor 19. Gene Ontology annotation, molecular function: guanyl-nucleotide exchange factor activity. Bases 130 to 1827 code for a protein of 565 amino acids. Gene Ontology annotation, biological process: activation of GTPase activity. The transcript has 12 exons. NCBI's taxonomy places the organism in Eukaryota, Metazoa, Chordata, Actinopteri, Centrarchiformes, Sinipercidae. Gene Ontology annotation, cellular component: nucleus; cytoplasm. The record is from RefSeq and is a predicted model, not a curated record.
AUUGAGAUCAUUUAAUCUGAGUGGUUCUGGGGCAAAUGAAGGAUGCUUCAGUAGAUAAACACAACCACAUCUGCACCUUGGUCAGAGUUUUAACGUAAAGACGAGUUUCCAGUUUCAGACUAAAGCGUCAUGGCUCAAUUUGACAGCAGUAGUGUUACUGCUAAUCUACUCUUCUGCUUUGAAAACAGUCAUCCAGUGAAUCAUUUGAUAUCAAAAAUACAAACCAUGAAGAUCAGAGAGCAGCUUUCUUCAGGGUUUUCUCUGGAAACCAGCUGUGUACAGGAUACUGGAUGCCUUGAUGAGAGCAGUUACUCACUGAACCAGUUUGAGGCUCACAGUCCUCCCACAGACAUGUCUUCAGCUCUCAGGUCGGUUGCCUUAAUGCGCAGAUGGGAUUGGAAAACAAUUUACUAUGCACUUGCGCCUAAGCUGUCUUCAGUACCUAGAUUUGAAGACAAUCCAGCUUUGCCUCCAUUAGAUGAUCAGGAUAAAAGUACAGAAGGGGCAGCAGAUCCAGCUGAGGAGGAAGUGCUGAGUGUAUCAUUCCAGUCAAAGUACAUUCAUUUUUUCCCGCUGUAUCAGGACUACUGUCUGCACGCGGUGAAAGAUGAUCUGCACAGACUGAAAGGGGGUUUUGUGUCUGAACUGAUAACACUGCAGGGUCUGCAGUCCCGCUCUCUCUGCCAUUCUGGGGCUGCAUCUCCUCAAUUAAACCCUCCGGAAGCGACUCCAUCCUCACCCCUACCUCACCCAAUCAGGGUGACUUCAUGCACCCUUUGGCAAGAUCUAGAUGAGGUGAAAUCGUCUGGCAUGCUCAGCAACUUGACAACCAGAGAGAUUCGCCUUCAGGAGUCGAUGUUUGAGUUGAUCGGCUCUGAAGCGUCAUACCUAAGGAGCCUUGGAGUUGCUGUCGAUCAUUUCUAUGCGUCGAAGGCACUAAAACAAACCCUGUCUCAAAUGGAGCAUCACAUUUUGUUUUCCAACAUUCGUCAAGUGAUGGCAGCCAGUGAGAAGUUUCUUAUGGAUCUGGAAAUUCAACUGGGAAAGUGUGUGUUAAUAUCUCAGGUUGGUGACAUUGUGCUCCAGCACUGCCCAGAGUUUCACAGGCUCUAUGUGCCAUAUGUGACUAACAUGAUGUACCAAGAGGCCCUUGUCAGCCAGCUGCUGCAGCAGAACAGAGACUUUCUGUAUUUAAUCAAGAAGCUUGAGAGUGAUCCAGUGUGUCAAAGACAGAGCCUCAAGUCAUUCCUAGUCCUUCCCUUCCAGAGAAUUACUCGUAUUAAACUCAUCCUAGAGAGCAUCCUGAAACUGACUGAAACAGGCUCUGACUCGACUUUAAAUCUCAAAAGGGCAAUAGAAGCCAUCCAUGAGAUACUGACGGAGUGUGAUAAGGGGGUCCGAAAAAUGAAACAAAUUGAGGAGCUGGUCUGCCUGGAAAUUCUGCUGGAUUUUGUCAAAGUUAAGUCAGUUCCUCUGGUCAUAAGUGGGCGUUUCCUGGUGCACCAGGGUCCCAUGAGACAGCUGACUGUGGAGGCUGAUGCUUACAACUCACGACUGUCAUUCCACAGCGUCUACCUCCACCUCUUCAAUGACCUUUUGAUCAUUUCCUCAAAAAGGGAUCAGAGGUUCAUGGUUGUGGAUCAUGCUGAAUUCCCCACACAUGUGCACCUUGAGCAUCUGAAGACUGAGGUCCUGGGUCUCCCCCCAGACUCCUUCCUGUUGCAUCUCUCUCAAAGUCAAAAUGGACAACCGACCGCCACGAUACUUGUUACACACACAAGGUCAGAUAAAGAGACAUGGACAAAGGUGCUGUUGUCUAAACACUGAUGGAAAAACUUUGAUUUGAACUUGCGAUUUAGAUUUUAUACAUCAAAUGUGGGUUGUUUUUAACUUGCACAUUUAAUAAUAUACAUUUGAUAACGUG